AUGAUGCGUCAGCUUUAUGCCGUCGCCACCUGUGCUAUCGCUUGGCUUGGAGACGCCCCCGAUAACCCCCAUGACCUCGUUUGGCUUCUAGUCACGCCCGACGCCACCCGCCAGCCUGAUGAACGCAAAAGCGGGGAGCGCAUAGAAUUCUGCCCAAGCGACCUGGACUCCGCAUCGUACAUCGCUGCAGUGCGACUACCAAGCAGCCGUCUGGCAGACGGGGACGACAUUGCACACUUGAGAGACCAGCUUGGUGGCACCCGCCUGUCCGAUGGACUCCAGCGCCGCAUCAUAAAAGGCCCCCAAGGCAGCUCUGUCUCUGACUCGGGCAUUGCCACGAUCGAACUUUUGACAAGCAAUGAUGGUGUACAUUGGGACGACGAAAGGCUCGACAGCACAGAUAUGCUACAUCUGACCGACUGGCUUCUCUCCGACUGGUGGCUUCGUGCCUGGACCGUUCAGGAGGCCGCGGUAGCCCAGUCGCUGGUGUACAUGGUGGGCAAGGCCAAGCUUCCACCCGAAAGCCUCCAAAAAUUGCUAUACAGCUUCAACGAUCACCACCUCCGCCGCCAGUGCUGUAACGUCGAUAAUUUAGGGCGGGGCCACGACUUGCAGCUCGGUAAAACAAUCACCCUGAGCUUGUCGAGAGUACGCGCUGUGAAGAAGCUUGAUGAGAGGCUCAAGCGACAGAAAAGAGGCGGGCCAGCUCUAUCGCUCUCAUCAGUCGCAGCCAUGUGUCGGGGAAGGCGGGCAACGAAUCCCCGCGACAAGGUCUAUGCGAUCACCGGGCUCCUGCCGGGAUUUUCGACGACCUGGAUCGAUUACGGUUUAAGUGUGGAAUCCACCUACGAAUCCGCCGCCCACCAGUGCAUCUUGUCAGUAAAGCGGCUCGACGUUCUGUCCUUUUGUCACUACCCCCCGGAAGUGUACCACAACACUAGUUUCAGCCAGGUCGUCCCUUCCGAAGACAUUGUUGAGCUUUCGUUACCGUCAUGGGUUCCCAACUGGACGCUGCGAUACGAGGCAGCCGGGGAAACCGCUGUCCUUCGGAGAGAAGAAAUUAUGGACAUUUGGACGAUGACUGACAUGCCUGGACGCUGGCUGGCGAGUGGGGCCGCGGCCUGCGAGGCUGUCAUCGGCCAACAGGACCCGCCCGGACUCCUCGGCAUCUCCGGUCGUUGUUUCGACACCGUGGUGGUGCUCGGAGUGCCUCAUCUUAAUCCGGAGCCUGGCUGCCACGAGGUCUUUUACGUCUGGAGGCUUGUCUCUGGCGUCGAUAAGGACCCAAUGUCGCCAUACCCGGGGGUGGAAACCGACUCGACGCGUACAAAAGGACACUGUGCAUGA
Messenger RNA from Gaeumannomyces tritici R3-111a-1, 1347 nucleotides. RefSeq lists its product as hypothetical. Bases 1 to 1347 code for a protein of 448 amino acids. Lineage: Eukaryota; Fungi; Ascomycota; Sordariomycetes; Magnaporthales; Magnaporthaceae. The transcript has a single exon. The record is from RefSeq and is a predicted model, not a curated record.